CACACACACAAUCUCGCAAUUCGUCAACGCCCCGUCUGUCAUCCACCCUCGUACCACCACCAUCAACUCCUCCUUCAACUCCAUUCAGGGUUGCCCAUCGUCGCAUCCCUGGUAGCCUGAUAACCCCUCCCACUGACCAUCGCCCUAGCCGAUGACGUGCAUGUGGACAGACACGCUCUUCGCCAUGUCGUCCAAGUACCGCCGCGACUGGGCGUACUUGGCCAUCAUCUCGAUCCAGCUCCUGGGCAUGAUAUGUAAGUCGUCCAACAAGCACAAUUACCUUCCGUGACAUGAUCUCUCCCUCAUCCAUCACCGGACAUCUCUCCUUUUUCGGUGCGCUUGCGCAACUCCCAACCCCCAACCGGCGUGUUGCUUCAACACCUCCCAGCUCCAUCCAUCUACAUAUACUAACAGACGUCUCCCCCCCGCCAGUCCUCGACCUCGUCGCCUUCUACCCCAAGGCCCUCUACGCGGGCUCCUCGGCGCCGCUGCACUUCCUCAUCUCCAUCCGGCGCAGGUACAUCCGCGCCACCAGCGACCCCUUCUUCAGCGCCUCCCCCGCCGCCUCGCCGCACUCCCCCUGGCUCCAGGCCUUCCUCUACGUCGAGCUCCUCGUCCAGCUGCCCCUCGCCGUCUACCUCGUCUGGCGCCUCUCCUCCCUCUGGCGCCGCACCACCCCCUUUGUCGAGCUCGCCGCCGUCGUCUUCUGCUGCCUCACGUUCAUGGGCUCCGUCGCGUGUUGCGCCGAGCUGUGGAGCAUGAGCUUCCUGAAGCUGUCCGCCAAGAAGAAGUCUUCUCUGUUUUACGGGACCUAUCUCCCGUUUGUCAUUAUUCCCGCCAUUAUGGGCAUCGACAUGUACACGCGACUAGCGCUCCGGUUCCAGCGAGCAGAAGCGGUCAUUAACAAGGGAAAGCGACAGUGAUCGUAGUUUGGUAGCUUUCCCGCACAGGCGGCACAGCGCCUGCGGCCGAUGCGCAGCAAAACGAGAGUGAACGUAUCUAGUAGUUUGGUCGCGUUGGUAAAUGGCUUGCGGCCUAUGCGCAGCGGCAACGGUAUUAAUGUUUUUCUACGCCAGGAGGUGUCCAGCACAAUAGAUAGUCCUACACAGCCAUACAACGCCGCAAAAAUCAUACAUGUCGUCGUGAUGCCCC
Purpureocillium takamizusanense is the source of this 1152-nucleotide messenger RNA. RefSeq lists its product as uncharacterized. Lineage: Eukaryota; Fungi; Ascomycota; Sordariomycetes; Hypocreales; Ophiocordycipitaceae. The transcript has 2 exons. Gene Ontology annotation, cellular component: endoplasmic reticulum. The coding region runs from base 291 to 923 and encodes 210 amino acids. The record is from RefSeq and is a predicted model, not a curated record.